Adineta steineri is the source of this 759-nucleotide messenger RNA. The record is from the annotation of a GenBank genome assembly. NCBI's taxonomy places the organism in Eukaryota, Metazoa, Rotifera, Eurotatoria, Adinetida, Adinetidae.
AUGUUAGGUAGUAGUAAUCCAUCGACAUAUCUAUUAGCAGAUAGUUCGAGAAUGUUUCAUGAUGAAAUAUUUUCUGAUGAUAAUGACGAUUCAAACAAUAUGAAUAGUAGUUUAAUGAAUAAUCAUAAUAAUGCUAAUAUUCAUAAUAAUCCAAAUCUUAAUGAUGAUAAUAUUCGUCGAUAUCGAACAGCAUUUUCACGUGAACAAUUAGCAAGACUUGAAAAAGAAUUUCUUCGAGAAAAUUAUGUUAGUCGACCAAGACGUUGUGAAUUAGCAGCAGAAUUACAAUUACCAGAAUCAACGAUUAAAGUUUGGUUUCAAAAUCGACGAAUGAAAGAUAAAAGACAAAAAUUAGCAUUUGCAUGGCCAGGUUAUCCUGGUGAUCCAUUUUCUUAUUUUUCCUAUAUGUAUGCAGCAGCUGCAUCAGGCUAUGUUCCACCAUCACCAACACAACCAACUGGUAAUCCAGUAAUACCACCUAUGAAUUCAUUAGCAGCUGCAGCUGUACGAUUAGCUGCUGCAAGAGUUCGAUCUACACCACCAUCUCAAAUACUUAAUGGUUCAACAGAUACAACAACAAAUUCAUGUUCAUCAGCAUCAUCACCUACAUCAUCUAGUUCAUCACCAAAACAAAAUCAUCAUCAUCAACAACAUUCACCUUCCAAACCUUCAAUUAAUUUUGCUCUUCCAGCAAUGGGUUUAGCAUCGUUUAUAACCAAUUCAGUGAAUGAAUCAACAUCAUCAACAACUAGCACAUAA